CUUUUGUGCAUUCGUAUCUGUUCGAAUGUUUAUUUACUUUUUCUUGUGGGAAUAACGUCGAACACCUUUCGAACAUAUUUGUAUUUGCUUAUAUUUCCUUCUCGAAUUUCUUCGUGACAGCGUUCAACUAUGCCGGAGGCCACACGGUGGACGAAGUUAGUGCCAGUGACUACAAAGCAUGCUCGGCUGGAAGCUCCAUAACUUCCGACAGUUCAGGCUCCACCACCAUCACCUUAAAAACCGCCGGGACUCACUACUUCAUUUGCAGCUCCAUGGGGCAUUGCGAUGGCGGCAUGAAACUCUCCGUCACAGUCGCUGCUGCCGGAGGAUCGUCCACUUCUCCGUCGUCAGGGGGCGGCAGCUCCACCACUCCGACGUCCCCAGCAAGCGACACCCCUUCCGUCACCGGAACCACGCCGACGACGAAGCUUCCAGCUGGUUCGUCGAAUUCAGGGUCGUCUCUUUCCCCCAAAUUCUACGCGAUUUUGGUAGGUUCAUUGGUGUUGGCUGUGGGUUAUUAAGAAAUUGAGAUUAUAUGCGUAAAUGUUUCUGA
Molecule: messenger RNA, 553 nt
Organism: Cucurbita pepo subsp. pepo (vegetable marrow)
Lineage: Eukaryota; Viridiplantae; Streptophyta; Magnoliopsida; Cucurbitales; Cucurbitaceae
Source: RefSeq, a predicted model, not a curated record